Messenger RNA from Closterium sp. Naga37s-1, 3339 nucleotides. NCBI's taxonomy places the organism in Eukaryota, Viridiplantae, Streptophyta, Zygnematophyceae, Desmidiales, Closteriaceae. The record is from the annotation of a GenBank genome assembly.
AUGGACUUUUCGCCAGCCUUCGCCACGGGGCCUCCCAGCUCCCUCCAUAAGCCUUCCGUCGCGGGGCGAAUAGGCAACUGGCGAGCCCGGGCAGAUGAAGGUUUUCUCAUGCUGCCCAUUCCCGAGGAGGCCGAGCUCGUAGAGAUGAGCGCGGAGGCGGGUGCCUCGCGCGCGGCAUGGCGCGCGCAGGCGCUGCUGGGGAUAAUCCUGGGGGAGAAGGACAGCGCGUCGUUCAAAGAGGCGGAGACGAAGGGCGGCAGGGCAGCAGCGGGGGGAGCGGGGAUAGAGUGGGGAGCGGGGGACAAAGGCGAGGUGGCGGAGGCGGAGGCGGAGGCGGAGGCUGCGGCUGAGGCUGCGGCGACGGCUGCGCUACGGCAUGCUAUGGCAGGGGCGACCAAGGACGCUUCGACACGUGUACUUAGCGACUCCGCCGGAUAUAACGACACCAGCAAACCCGGCGUCGCCGCAUGCGGCGGUGACGGCGGCGGCGGCGGCGGCGGUGCUGGUAAUAGUAGCGUCUCGCGGUGGCGAGCUAUCGCAGCUGCUAUGCUGGGUAAACGGGCAGCGGAGCAGCCCCCGCCGGCAAUCCCAGCGUACGACGCUCGCGCAGCGAUGGAAAAUACGCUGAAGGCGGAACACGACUACGCGCGCUCGCCGAACACAUUCGAGGCGGCGCAAGGGGCUGCCCACGCGGAUUCCCACCAGCCCAGGGGAGGCGGCGGAUGGUGGUCCGCCUGGUUCGGGGACAACGGCCGGGGCAGCGCGGAGCACGGGCGGCACUACGGAAGGAUGGCGCAGCAAAGUCAGGCGGAACUGCACACAAAACCAGAUGCGGCCGCGGCCGUAGCGCACCAAUCGGUGUACGCCACGAAACCACGCGAACUUGAGUUGAGCAAUCCGCCGUCCCCGUUUUCCGUCUCCCCGCCGUCGUCUGGCGCGUGCUCUCCGCCCACCUCCGCUUCCUCCUCGUCCUCCUCCGCAUCCUCCCCCGAAUCUUCCGCCUCCGCGCAAGAAGGCGCUCCGCCAGAGCCCUGCUACUUGCACGAGGAUGGCCGGGCGGGCGGGAGCGGGGCGGAAGGCGGCGGUAGCAGCGAAGGAAUCGGAGAAGGGGAGGCGGGCGAGCGGAGUAGGCCAGACGCGGAAGCCCCUGUGCUCAUCACCGGGUGCGCGCUCCUCUGGCUCUGCCUCCCCGAGGCGUGGUCCGCCACCGCGCGCGCGGCAGUCGCGGGGUGCGCCAGCGCGCUCGUGGCGGCGCAGCUCGUGGGGAACGUCGUCGUGGCGGCGUUUGCGCGCGCGGCCGUGCUGCGGGAGUUUCUCAGGCGGAAGAUGAAGGCCGCGGGAAAGGCGCAAGGGGUGGCGGUGGGGGGCCGGCGGGGCGCGGGGAGGGCGGAAGAUGGCGAGGCGGCGGAGGUCGCGGGGAGGAAAGAGGCGGUGGCGGCGUGCGGAGUGGCGUGCGCGCUGGAUGUGGAGCAGCUACUGGCGGAGCAGGGGGAAGGGGGAAACGAUGGCGGGGACAAGCAAAUGAUGAAGGGCUUCCACUCGCGGCCUCUGCUGGUCGGCGGAAGGGGGGAGGUGGCGGAGGAGGCGGAGGAGGAGGAAGGGCGGGUGAUGGCGGUGGACUUUGUGGUGACAGACGUGGUGUCGCGGGUGUCAGUGGUGGUGCGCGCACAGCACGCAGCGGAGAGCAGCGCCCUUGAGAUGGUGCGGCUUCCUAGUGCCAGGCGACGGGCGCGCGGCGAGCCAUCCAGGCCAUUGACAGCAGUGCGAGAGGGCGAUGUGGUAACUGCAAUUGGGAGCGCCGAGCGGGAUCCAUAUACAGGCACGCUGCAAGUAGUGCCGCUGGUGUAUCCGCGUAACAUCUCCACCUUUGCGCUACUCUUCGGUUCCUCCUCUCUCUCCCUCCCACCCCUCUCCUCUCCCACCCCGCCUCCCUUCUACACCUCCCCUUCUCCCCACAGCCCGUCUCACCUUGCUCUUGAUUGGUCGGCCCAGCUGGCCCCUGUUGUUGAGCCCCCAUGUUACCCUAUGUUGUUGUUGUUACCCUACCGCUCUCCAUCACAGCAACGGAGUGAUACUGCCCUGUCGCCACCGCCACCACCUGCCCCUCCCCCGUUAACCCUUCUACAGGCGCAGGCCGCCAGAACGCGCCGUCCGCGCGCCCCAGCAGCCCCGCGGGGCGCCUGCGCGCGUCCCAGUCGCGCCCCCACGACAGCACCACGCCCCCCGGAGUCACUGCCAGCGUGUUUCUCCCCCCUGCGUGCCUCCUCACCCGCGCGCAAUCCCUCCCCCCCCCUGCUUUCCCCCCUCUCCUCCCUCCCUCCCCCCCCUCCCCCCGCCCUCGCGCCUUCCCCCCCCCCUCUCCCCUCCCCCCCCCCCUCUUUCCCCCCCGCUUCCCUGCCCCUGCCAAUCUCCUCCUCCCCGGUGAAUCCCCUUUCCCCCCCGCGCGGAUCUCCCCCCAAGGCGCCAGCAGCGGCACGGAGACAGCGCUGCGAGGCGCGUGCGCAACACGGAGGCGGGGGAGGCCGCCAAAGCCGCAUCAUCAAAGACAUCGAGGCGCGAUGCGCGGAGGCGGCGGGGGUUCCGGCGGCGGUGCGCGAGCGCGUGAGCGUGAUGCCUCUGGAUCUGGCGUCGCUCAAGUCGGUGAGCGCGUUCGCCGCGGACUAUCUGCGCCUCAACCGCCCGCUUCACCUGCUCAUCAACAAUGCGGGCGUGAUGAUAUGCCCGUUCAUGCUCACUGCGGACGGCUAUGAGAACCAGUUCGGCACCAACCACGUGGGCCACUUCCUGCUGACCAACCUGCUGCUGCCGAAGCUCAAGGAAACCGCCAAGCAGGAGGGCGCGGAGGCGCGCAUCGUGAUCGUGUCGUCCGCCGCGCACCAGUUCCCGUACCCGGGCGGCAUCCGCUUUGACGCCAUCAACGCCAAGGAGGGGUACGACUCGGUGAAGGCGUACGGGCAGUCCAAGCUCGCUAAUAUCCUGCACGCUUGGGAGCUCGCGAGGAGGCUCAAGCAGGAGGAGGGUGCAGGAGUGACAGUGAACGCACUGCACCCGGGGGUGAUCGACACCAACCUCUCGCGCCACAUAGUGCCGCCAGGGACCAUCUGGCACACCCUCGGACGGGGAGCGUACAGCCUGGUGUUCCAGUGGUUCAUGAAGACCAUUCCUCAGGGUGCAGCCACGUCAUGCUUCCUUGCAGCGCACCCCUCAGUGGCGGGUGCGAGUGGGGGCUACUACGCAGACUCGCGGGCAGCAGAGGGCAAGGCGACAGCCCUGAGCAAGGACAUGGAGCUGGCUGGGAAGCUGUGGGAGCUCAGUGAGCAGAUGGCCAGCAAGGAGUGA